This is a messenger RNA of Vicia villosa (hairy vetch), 1186 nucleotides long. RefSeq names its product cysteine-rich repeat secretory protein 38-like. Lineage: Eukaryota; Viridiplantae; Streptophyta; Magnoliopsida; Fabales; Fabaceae. The transcript has 2 exons. Bases 1 to 966 code for a protein of 321 amino acids. The record is from RefSeq and is a predicted model, not a curated record.
AUGGCUUCUACUUCCUUUCAUUAUUCUCUCUUUCUCCUAAUAAUAACCAUUUUCUCAUCAUCAAAACUAGCCAACGCAGCAACUAAUACACAGAAUUUCCACUACUUCUGUGAUUUCAACAACAGAGGUAACUUCACAAACAACACCACUUACCAAACCAACCUCAAAACACUUUUAUCAUCCCUCACUUCCAACACACAAAUCAACUACGGUUUCUACAAUUUCUCAAACGGCCAAAACACUAACAAAGUAUACGCAAUUGGUCUCUGCAGAGGCGAUGUUAAAAGCCAAAACGACUGCCUCAGUUGCCUCAAAGCUUCAAGCAACAAUCUCACACAGCUUUGUCCAAAUCAAAAAGAAGCAAUUGGUUGGUACGAAGACGAAAAAUGCAUGCUGCGUUAUUCAGACCGAUCCAUAUUUAAUCUCGAAGAAACUGGACCUGCUUACUUUGCAUGGAAUUCGAAAAACGCAACAAAUGAAGAUGAGUUUGAUAAAAAGGUGAAAAAAUUGUUGGAUGAUUUAAGAAACAAAGCUUCAUCAGGGGACAGUAACCUUAAAUAUGCAGUUGGAAGUGAUAAGUUUGGUCUGAAUAAUAAUGAAACAUUAUAUGGUCUUGUUCAAUGCACACCUGAUUUGUCUAAAACAUCUUGUGAUGAUUGUUUGGUUCAAUCUAUCAAAGAAGUUCCAAAUUGUUGUAACAAUAGAAUAGGUGCUAGAAUUGUUAGACCUAGUUGUAAUUUGAGAUAUGAAAUCAAUUCACCCUUCUACCAAACUACUACACCAGAUUCAGCCUCACCAUCACCAUCACCUUCGCCAUCAACGGUGCCGCCAUUCACAGCUACUCCUCCGUUUGCACAAAACACUGCUUCUUCUCCCUCUUCAGAUAAAGGCAAGACGUCAAGAAAUGCAGUUGGUAUAAUCCAGUUGAUGCUGUUUAUAUUGAGCUCAUUCUUAUCAUCUUUUUGAUCAAUUUCUAAGUGGCUAUUUAGGAGCAUUGAAGAACACCAAGAAAAUAUAUAGAAGAAAGUUUUGUUCUGUUAUUGAAAAAGGCAUCCUUAGAAAUAAUGUGAAAUAAUGCCUGACUAAAUAAAAUUAUUACAUUGAAAUACAUAAUUAUUUUGGUAUAAAUCGGAUAUUCUCUAUGUAUAAUUGUAAAAAUUAAUAUAUCGAAUCAAAAAAAUUACAU